GCGGGCGUCAGCUGACUGUUCUGCUGCCACCGCCGCUGCUGCUGCUGCCGCCGAGACCUGGCUGGGCCGCUGUCGCUGUCGCCGCCGCCGCCGCCGCCGCUACCAUGGCUCAAUACAAGGGCGCCGCGAGCGAGGCCGGCCGCGCCAUGCACCUGAUGAAGAAGCGGGAGAAGCAGCGCGAGCAGAUGGAGCAGAUGAAGCAGCGCAUCGCGGAGGAGAACAUCAUGAAAUCCAACAUUGACAAGAAGUUCUCUGCGCACUACGACGCGGUGGAGGCAGAGCUCAAGUCCAGCACCGUGGGUCUUGUGACCCUGAAUGACAUGAAGGCCAAGCAGGAGGCUCUGGUGAAGGAGCGGGAGAAGCAGCUGGCCAAGAAGGAGCAGUCCAAGGAGCUGCAGAUGAAGCUGGAGAAGCUUCGAGAGAAGGAGCGUAAGAAGGAAGCCAAGCGGAAGAUCUCCAGCCUGUCCUUCACCCUGGAGGAGGAAGAAGAGGGAGGCGAGGAGGAAGAGGAGGCAGCUAUGUAUGAGGAGGAGAUGGAAAGGGAAGAGAUCACCACGAAGAAGAGAAAACUGGGGAAGAACCCAGACGUGGACACAAGCUUCUUGCCUGAUCGAGACCGUGAGGAGGAGGAGAAUCGGCUUCGGGAAGAGCUGCGGCAGGAGUGGGAAGCCAAGCAGGAGAAGAUCAAGAGCGAGGAGAUCGAGAUCACCUUCAGCUACUGGGAUGGCUCUGGGCACCGGCGGACAGUCAAGAUGAGAAAGGGCAACACCAUGCAGCAGUUCCUGCAGAAGGCACUCGAGAUUCUUCGGAAAGACUUCAGUGAGCUCAGGUCUGCAGGGGUGGAGCAGCUCAUGUACAUCAAGGAGGACUUGAUCAUCCCGCACCAUCACAGCUUCUACGACUUUAUCGUCACCAAGGCACGGGGGAAGAGUGGGCCGCUCUUCAACUUUGAUGUUCAUGACGAUGUGCGGUUGCUCAGUGACGCCACUGUGGAGAAGGAUGAGUCACAUGCAGGCAAGGUGGUGCUGAGGAGCUGGUAUGAGAAGAACAAGCACAUCUUCCCUGCCAGCCGCUGGGAACCCUACGACCCUGAAAAGAAGUGGGACAAGUACACGAUCCGCUGAGCAUCUGGGAGGCUGCGCAGCCUUGGCUCCUCAGCUCCCUCAGCGUGCCCCGUGGUGUCCCCGGGACUCCAGGCACCUGCUCCCCUGCGACCAUGCCAGGCACGCUGGGAAGGAGGAUGGCAGCUGCUCGUGUCCUGCCCCCGGCACGUCAGUGACUGCUUUAUUCUUUUCCAAUAAAGAAGUGCACAUGUGAGAGCUGGAGCGCCUGCAGUGUGAGAAA
Rhinopithecus roxellana (golden snub-nosed monkey) is the source of this 1344-nucleotide messenger RNA. It is a transcript of the gene FAM50A, whose product is annotated as family with sequence similarity 50 member A. Gene Ontology annotation, cellular component: nucleus. Gene Ontology annotation, biological process: chromatin organization. Bases 105 to 1124 code for a protein of 339 amino acids. The record is from RefSeq and is a predicted model, not a curated record. NCBI's taxonomy places the organism in Eukaryota, Metazoa, Chordata, Mammalia, Primates, Cercopithecidae. The transcript is spliced from 13 exons.